Syzygium oleosum is the source of this 1706-nucleotide messenger RNA. Its product is annotated as probable inactive poly [ADP-ribose] polymerase SRO5. Bases 304 to 1359 code for a protein of 351 amino acids. Lineage: Eukaryota; Viridiplantae; Streptophyta; Magnoliopsida; Myrtales; Myrtaceae. Gene Ontology annotation, molecular function: NAD+ poly-ADP-ribosyltransferase activity. The record is from RefSeq and is a predicted model, not a curated record. The transcript is spliced from 6 exons.
AGGCAUGAGGGCAACUUUGCUGGUUUUCUUCUAUAAAAUCCUUGUCUUACAACUCAAAUCCCCCUCUUCCUCUUCUUCAAGCACAAACCCUAUUCUCAUUCAAUCUCAGCCAUCCACACACACUCGAUCCAUCGAUCCCCCGCACACAGCAGACCAACCUCUGCUUCACUCGUUCCUUGUUCGUGUCUUUCACUAAUUCUGUAUCUGGAGAAAUCGAGUAAGAGUCCUUCGUCUUUGCUUUGAUCGCGGUGUUUCUUGAAGCCAACGAAAUUCACUUUCCUGAAAACCUCUGUUCAACCCAAAAUGUCGGACAACAUCCAUCAAUGUCCGUCACCGACUGUCCACACCGUCACUCCUGAUGAGGUUGCACACCAAUUCAACCAUCUGGCAAUCGAUGUCAACUGUCCAGAUCUGAACGAUCUGAAGGACGAUCAGGAUCCGGAUUCGUCCGUCUCCGAUUGCAAGAGCGUUCUCUCCAGUGAUCAAUCCGGUACUGCUCUGUCGCCGUUCAUCGGCAGCGGGUUGAUGGAACUCAGCGAGGGAAACAAGACCCACCGCUAUAUCAAGGAGAAAUUCGUCUCACGGCUAGCUGCGCUGGGGGCACAAGUUACCGUGGUGGCAAUCCACCAGAAUUGCUACUCCAGUGUCUUGGCGAAAGCACAGGCCCAAGCUUUUCAACUUUGCUCACAGGCAGUACAGGAGAAAGGUGGCGGCGACACUGCCAACGUGACGCGCGCAUGGUAUGCGACUUCGAAGGAAGAGUUGUCCAAGAUCUUGUGCUAUGGCUUUGGCUACAGUGGGAAGCCUGAGAACAAUGGCUUGUAUGGCUGUGGAAUUUAUUUUGCUCCUCUUAAUCAUCCACUCGAAAGCAUUAAGACCACUCCUAUAGAUAAAGAUGGCCUACAACAUAUGUUAAUUUGCCUUGUCAUACUGGGGAAAUCUGAGCUUGUCCGUCGUGGCUCGAAACAAUCUCAUCCCAGUUCCGAACAAUAUGACUCGGGCGUCGACAACUUAUCAUCUCCAAGGAGAUACAUUAUUUGGAGCACCCACUUGAACACUCACGUGUUGCCGAAGUACGUUGUCAGCUUUAGAGCCCCUUUCCGCUUAAGAGGGUCACUGAGAACUCCCGAGAAGUCAUGGGAUCCUAAUGCCCCGUGGAUCCCAUUUCGAUAUUUUAUUUCGGAAAUCUCGAAAAUCUUCCCUCCAUCCGACGUCAGCUUGAUGUCCAACUAUUAUAAGGCCCACAAAGGGGGAAAGAUUUCGAGGCAUGUGCUGGUACAAAAAGUCAGACAAAUUGUAGGCGAUAAGUUGCUGACUCAAAUCAUUAAAAGAUUCCGAGCUAAGCAAUUUGGGGCGUGAAGCGGCUGAUUAUGGGACCAUGAAUGGACUUGAAUAAGGUGGGACGGGAGGCGUAUAAAUAAUAUACAAAUUCAUUUAGAUGAGUUUACAGCAUACAGUGGCAUGAGCUAAUGAUACACAAGAUGUGGAGGAGGAGGCCCAUCCGGAUCAAACACUGACAUAGUUGCUGACUCUUAGAUAGGAAAACGACUCUUUUGGAAUUUGUUUGAAUUGAAUGUUUGCGCUUGAUUAUAGCAUUAAACUGCGGCUUCUCUUGGUCCCUAUGUUACAUGACUGUUUGUUUAUAGUGGAGUAUCACAACUCUUCUUUAGUUAACAUGUUAUGGGAAUAAUUUUUUAUCUGUGCAA